This is a messenger RNA of Caenorhabditis elegans, 1965 nucleotides long. The record is from the annotation of a RefSeq genome assembly. Lineage: Eukaryota; Metazoa; Nematoda; Chromadorea; Rhabditida; Rhabditidae.
AUGAGCACCAAAAAUGUUGUCGAAAAUGAAAAUUUGCAACUGAAGGCUAUGGAUGAAAAUAUUGAAGAGGAAGACGAGCAGUUCUUGGCUGCGUCAACAGAAACUGCUAGGAAAUUGGAGGAUGAUCGUCAAGGGAGAGAGGAAAAAGACGACAUGCAAACCAUGGUGGAGCCUAUUGAAGAAAUUUUGAAGAAAAAAGAGGCGGUCAUAUUGGAACUGGAAGAGAAAAAUCUGCACCUGCAGAAUGUCAACAAUAUGUUGAAAAUCCGAAUCCAUCAACUUGAAAACGCCGCAAGACAAGAAGAGCAAACGGAGCAGAUCGAGCAACAUAUCCAAGUUGUGCCAGAAGACCAGGAUGGUUGUUCUUCAAACAACCAACAGGACACGAGCCAAGGGAAUAAUCGGGAGACGCUUGGAAAUAUCAUAAAGAGCAGAAUGGAAGUUUCUCAACCCGCAAUUGGAACCAGAGAAUAUCCCGUUCCAUAUUCUAAUGGCAAUUAGCGGAUUGCCAUUUCCACGGUUUUGCAUGAAAACCGAAGUUUAGUAUACAUUCAAGGAGCACCUGGAACAGGAAAAACGUACACACUCACUCUUCUGAUCAGCUGUGCCGUCAAGUUGAAAAAGCAGAUUGUAGUGCUCGCGCCGACUUUUGAGACCUUGGAAAACAUCAAAAAUAUGGCAACACGGACAAUGGAAAAGCUCGGCAUAAAAUGUAGUGACAAUGUUUUCAUGAGCACGUCCCAAUACAUAAACCUAAUCGACACUGAACCAUUGCAAAAAGAGGAUAUGAUUGGAAAUGUUCUAGUGGUGCUUGCAACGAUCGGUGCUGAUUUUUUGAAUUUUGUGGCCAAACAAGAAGCAUUAGAUCCAAGCUUUUGUAUCAUCGAUGAAGCCGGGCUCGUGAUGGCAUCAGAAACAUGGCCGGAUGUUUACAAAUCGAAGGGAUUUGUUAUUGCCGGGGAUCCGAAUGAGCUUUUCCCACAAAUAUAUAAUCAUGAUAACGGAAACGGAUUUUUCAAUCAAUUUUGUUGUUUGGAACAGAAAAGGCUUGAAACCCAGGUUUCUAUUUUGGAUUGCAUCAAUGAGAAAACAGAAAAUUUGAGUCCGAUUAUUCUUGACACUCAGUACCGCAGCAAUGAGACAAUCAUGGCAUGGUCAAAUGCUUGCUUUUAUAAUCCGAAAGUCAAAACUGAUUUCAAAUGUGGAUCCCUCACUCUAAGAUCUUUCUUUAAAGGAUCAAAGUUCAAUCCUUUAUUCCACCCGUUUGUUAUUGUGGACACAUCUUGCGAAAAGGAAAUGGAAAAACGGAAUGAGACCUUUGAGUAUUUGGUGUUUAACAACAAUAAUGAAAAUGAAGGUUACGCUAAUGUCGCUGAAGCAAAGAUCGCCAUGCACCACUACAAACAACUUCUUAAAUUGAAAGUUCAAGCUUCUGACAUUGCGAUCAUCACUCCGUACAGAGGCCAAAGCCAUGUUGUCAGACAAAUGAUGAGAAAAUUCGCCAAUGAAGAAUCGCGUUCAGAUUGUUUUGACACUCACGUUGGAGACGUUGAUAAAAUUGUAGGAAAAGAGUUUGACGUUGUCAUUUUCACUAUGGUUCGAUCAAACCCAAAAUUGGACAUGGGAAAAGCUGGUGACCCCCGUCGACUUCAUGUCAUUAUUACAAAAGCAAAGAAACAUUUCAUGUUCAUUGGAAACGGAUUUCUCCUUGCCGAAAACAACAUGAAUCAUAUUAAUAAACUGUUUAACAUUUUCAAUAGCCCUUGUAUCGGAAUUCGCACUAAUCGUUUCAACCCGAACAAAAUGUUCGGUCAAGAUGAACAUGUCCAAAACUCAGUUGAAAUGUGCUACGGGCAUAAGUUUAAGUACUUCAUUGAGUACAGUAACGAUGGCAAAAUGCUCGAUUGGUGCAAACAGAAAAACGAAGAAAGAGAUCAAGAAAUUAGACAACUCAACAAUUGUUGA